AUGAGCGAUUCCAACGCCAAUACCCAGUCGCCAUAUCCCUAUACUCCAUAUCCACGCAUUAUUCGUCCUGAAGCCUUUCAGGCAGGUGAACGCAAGGCGCUUCUGGGGCAUCUCCCGCGCUCCCUUUUGCUUCAUCAGAGUAGGUCGCUCCCCUUCCCCCCACACCCCCGGGCUGCCACCCAAUCUGCCCUUUUUCUACUGCAGCCGCUCUUGCAGCUGUCUCGCAUCGACGAAUUGCAGUCCAGCGCCUCGCUCGCACCGCGUCCCACCGUCAUCGUGUCGCCGCACCGCCAGAGCCCGACCACGGAGCGGGACCCAGCUCGCACCGUGGUAAAGAAACCGCACUCCAAGCCCGCCCAGGUGCGCGAAAACCUCGAUGGGAGUAAAGGCACGUCACAGCGCGUUCCGAGCAGCGCACCGUCGAUGACGUCGAGCGGCGUUUCCACAAUGGGGGGCAAACGGGAAGAAGGAGGGUCCUUUCCGAGGGCGCAGAGGCCUUCAAUCGUAUCGCAGCACUCGAAUUCCGUACCUUCCACGCCACUCCAGGUCGCCCGCACCUACGAGUCGCGGUCGCGGUCGCCCUCUCCGAAUGGCGGUCUCGGUAGCCACUCGCCUCGCUCCGUGUCUUCCGAGGCAAAUGGAGUCAUGCCCACCUUACGCACAGCGCGCGUGUACCGAUGCAAGUACGAGGGGAAGAAUCCGUUUGGGCGGAGGCGCAUACCCUACAUAUCGUCGGACAUACUAGAACGAGCGAAGGAGGAGCCGAAGAAGACGUUAGACCCGCAGGAGGAUGACAAACUGAGUGGCGACAUGCGCGAGCUGUACAAUCGGUUACAGCCUACGCAAGAGAACACGGAGCGACGAGACAAGUUUGUCAAGAAGCUGCAGACCAUUCUUGAGACCGAGUUCCCUGGGAACGAGUUCAAGGUGCAUGUCUUCGGCUCGUCUGGCAACAUGCUGUACACAACAGAGAGUGACGUUGACAUCUGCAUACAAACGCCCAUGAAACGGCUGGAAGAGAUGCACAUGUUAGCCGAAGCGCUCGACAAACACGGCAUGGAGAAUGUUGUAUGUGUACCACAGGCCAAGGUCCGGAUCGUCAAGGUCUGGGACCCAGUGCUCAAGCUUGCGUGCGACAUGAACGUGAACAACACGCUUGCUUUGGAGAACACGCGUAUGAUCAAGACCUACAUCCAGAUAGAUGAGCGUGUGCGGCCCUUGGCCAUGAUCAUCAAGCACUGGACGAAGCGGCGUAUACUAAACGACGCUGCGCUUGGUGGCACCAUCAGCUCCUACACUUGGAUAUGCAUGAUUCUCAACUUCCUGCAGACUCGAGAGCCGCCAAUACUACCCGUGCUGCACAAUCUUCCGUGCAGGGCAAUCGACAAGUCUACGGGCAAGCCUUCAGAGGCUGAGUUCGCUGAUGAUUUAGAGAAACUGAGAGGCUUCGGUGAAAAGAACAAGGAAACCCUCGGCCAACUUUUGUUCCAAUUCUUCCGACUGUAUGGGCACGAAGUGGAUUACGAGAAAUAUGUCAUUUCCGUACGGCACGGGCGCCGGCUUACGCGCGAAGAAAAGAACUGGCAUCUCGCAGGCCUGCAGAAAGAGGCUAGGAAUCGCCUGUGUGUCGAAGAACCGUUUAAUACCGAGCGCAACCUUGGCAACUCGGCAGAUGACUUUGCCUGGCGUGGCAUCCAUCUCGAAAUCCGGCGAGCGUUCGAUUUGCUUGCAAACGGCCAGCAGCUUGAUAAAGCCUGCGAGCAGUACGAGUUCCCGCCCGAAGAAAAGUCAACGGCUACUUUCAAGAGGCCUGAAACCAAAAAGGCCGUCCUCACGUCAAGCGCUCCGAGCGCACGCGGUGGUCGCGGUGCAUCCGGCCAUCGGGGCGGCAGAGGAGGUUUCAACCAGAAGGGCAACUCCGGCUAUGGAAGACGAGCAUCUAGCGGUGCAUCAUUCGGUGCAAACCGGCCCCCGUUCCUGAACAGCCCGCCCAUUUCCGGGGUGCCUGGUCAAGAUUACUUCCCGAGAGGCCUCAAUGAGCAGCUGCACGACCAGCUAUUCCAGCAGUACCAGAUGCUCGAGAUGCAAUCCAACUCGUUGAGGGCACAGCUUGCCGCUCAGCAACGUGCUCAGCAAGCUCAUCGGGUUCAGGCCGCGCAUAUGCACGCUCAGGCGGUUGCCCAGGCCCAGGCACAGGCACAGCACAACCGCGGCGCCAGCAGCGCCAACGGUUCCCCGCAAAAGUCACCCUACGUGAACGGUCGCGCUAGCCCUCGUUUGCCUGACGUUGGGAUCCCAGCAAACGCUUUACCGCAAGGGUUUCUCUACCACUAUCCGGGCUUCUUCGAUCCGACCCAAGGGUCUGCGGCUGUGUCACAGGAUGGGCCUCGAACGAAUCCCUCUUCUCCGUCACUCACCCACAGCGUACCCGGCCUGCGGAGAACGGUUCAUCGGGCGUCAAAUACAAGCGAGACUGGCUCCAUCCGUUCGCAGUCACAACCUGCCCGCGGUGUGCCACCGCAAGCUGCCUUGGCGGGCUACGCUCCUAUGCCGCAGUUUUAUGACCCCACAACGUUCGCUGGGUACCCAAUCGCCCGUUCUACGCAAGAAGCACCAAGCUCGCAUGCCGCAACAGACGCGCCCUACAGUCCUUUGUCGACGUAUACUGAGUCGGCCGCUCCUUCCGAUCACGGAACGCCGAAAGAGUAUGUUGGGUAUUACGUCGAAGAGCAACCAGCUCAUCGCCAACUGCAAGAUUACAGCGUCCCGCAGAUUCCUUCCUUCAGCGAGCUAGCUCAGCGUCGCAAGAGAGUUUCGCCAGAAAUCACUCAGCCGCUGCUUAAUACGGCGUUGAGGCGAGUAUCGCGGUCGCCCUCACCCUUGGGUGGACACGUUAGAAGCUACUCGACCAGUGUCGCUGUGCCUCCUGGUGCUAACACUACAGACCGAAAAGAGCGCACAGACCCCACACGGCCGCCCAUUGACAACGGACCGGUCAUUGUAAACGGGUCGUUUCCUACACAGUCUCGCGAACCCCGCACUCGGAGCGAGACGGUCGACGCUCUUCCUUCGGUAGACGUGGCUAAUCCAGGUGCACUCGGCAUCUUCGUCAAUGAUCAGGACCAAUACCGAAUGAUUGGCCCAGGGCAGCGGCAGCAAUUUGUUCUUGAAGAGAUACAAAGGCAGAAGGCGGAAGAGGCAGCGGGAGCCAGCAUUGUCAAUGGCUCGAUGAAUGAUUCGCCGGUUGAUGCUCAUGAUUUGGCGCGUGUGCCGAGUGGCGGCCGACAACCAUUUCCCGCGUUACCGGAAGUUUGGACGAACUACGGCUUGAGCAACGGAAACCGGAGUAACCAUUCCGAGGAAGUCUCGCCCACGCGUACGCAACAUACGCAAUGGCGAGUUUCGACGUACACCAAAGGUCUUCCUGCUUUGGACACCAUGAACACGCCGAGGCCACCGCCUCAGGAGAUCAAGUCAGCUACUCUGCCUUUACUCUCGCCGGUCUUCGAAACGCGAACCCCUUCGCCCAAUGCUACCCGUCAACUAGAGGCCAAUAAGCUUGUCAACGGCGUUAAGCCUCAUUCGAAGGAGAACAAUCAGCCUCUACGCCGGGCGUCUCAUUCUCCAGCUCAACCAUCCGCUCUCAAGGAUGUCAAUCGCAGCGGCCAACAGAAGAGUAAUGCCCAGGGGAAUGAGAAGAGCAAUAAGUCGAAUUCGGGAAGUAACAACAACUCGAACCAAUGGCAGCAGACGCGAAAGAAGAAGAGGAAAGGUGCGAACAAAGCGAAUGAGCCAAAGACGUCCGGAGAGCCGCUGCCCGCAAAUGUUGCUGAACGCAAAGGCGGAUAG
This is a messenger RNA of Trematosphaeria pertusa, 3849 nucleotides long. RefSeq lists its product as uncharacterized. Gene Ontology annotation, biological process: RNA 3'-end processing. The transcript has 4 exons. Gene Ontology annotation, molecular function: nucleotidyltransferase activity. The record is from RefSeq and is a predicted model, not a curated record. Bases 1 to 3849 code for a protein of 1282 amino acids. NCBI's taxonomy places the organism in Eukaryota, Fungi, Ascomycota, Dothideomycetes, Pleosporales, Trematosphaeriaceae.